UCUUUACUCUUUACCACCACCAAAUCGCGACAAUGAAGGACGUUACGCUCAAGAGUACUUUACCAUACCCGCCUAUUCAUAAAGACAAGAAAUUCAUCGUUCUGUCAGAUUGGGAUGGCACGAUCACGACGUACGACUCCAAUGAUUGUGGGUCUUUGGAGUGACCGACUUUGGAAGCUUCGUAUUGACUAGCUGCUCCAUUCCUUUCGAUGUUCUUGUUGUGGACAACAAGAUAUGACCGAUAAUUUGGGCUUUGGCCGGGAGAAGAGAAGACAAGGGAAUCUUGAUAUAUUGUCCGGAAAAGUAACGUUCCGGGAUGAAUUCCGUAGAAUGCUUGACAGUGUUGUACAAAAUGGACAUAGCUUCGAAGAAUGCAAGCAAGUCUUGCGCGAUAACAUCAAGCUCGAUUCUGGGUUCAAGGAGUUUUACGCAUGGUGCAAAGCUAAUGACAUUCCUGUGAUUCUGGUGUCUGGGGGAAUGACUCCUACCAUUCGUGCAGUUCUAUCUAAUCUUCUCGGUGAAGAAGAGGCCAGUCAAAUUGAAGUCAUCUCCAACGAUGUCGAUUCACACGCGGAUGGCACUUGGUCAAUCAAAUUCAGGCAUCCAAGCAGGUAUGCCGCUUUCAGUUUAUUCAGCGGCGGUGAAAGCCUUCAAUCCGUUGGAGUAACGAAGUCAAUCUGUACCCAUGAUACAUUAACUCAUUCAUCUCGAUCUCUAUAGUGGUUAUGGACAUGACAAGUCCCAGGCUAUUCUGCCUUACCGUCAGUUGGAGAACCCUCCUACCCUGUUCUUCUUCGGAGAUGGAGUAUCAGACAUGUCUGCCGCCAAACAUGCCGAUCUUCUCUUCGUAAAAGUGAAGGAUUAUGAGGAGAGCGACCUGUCGGUGUAUUGCAGGAACCAUGGAAUCAAGCAUGUCUUGUUCUCCGACUUCUCUCAGGCUUUACCGAUUGUUCAGUCAAUCGUAAAGGGAGAGAAAACUGUCGAUCAAGUUUUGGAGUCUGGCCGUGCUUGAAAUGUAAAUGGAGAUGCAUGGUAUACCUUAGAUAGACUAAGAUUUAGAUGUGAAUACACGAUAUAACCUCAUUUAAC
Molecule: messenger RNA, 1089 nt
Organism: Marasmius oreades (fairy-ring Marasmius)
Lineage: Eukaryota; Fungi; Basidiomycota; Agaricomycetes; Agaricales; Marasmiaceae
Exons: 6
Coding region: 235-720 (161 amino acids)
Biological process (GO): dephosphorylation; L-serine biosynthetic process
Cellular component (GO): cytoplasm
Molecular function (GO): phosphatase activity; magnesium ion binding
Source: RefSeq, a predicted model, not a curated record